Molecule: messenger RNA, 651 nt
Organism: Plasmodium vivax (malaria parasite P. vivax)
Lineage: Eukaryota; Apicomplexa; Aconoidasida; Haemosporida; Plasmodiidae
Product: nucleoside diphospahte hydrolase, putative
Exons: 3
Coding region: 1-651 (216 amino acids)
Biological process (GO): isopentenyl diphosphate biosynthetic process
Cellular component (GO): cytoplasm
Molecular function (GO): isopentenyl-diphosphate delta-isomerase activity
Source: RefSeq, a predicted model, not a curated record
AUGGCAGCAGAAAUAAACGCCACCAUGAAGGACAUCAUCAACUCCGAUUUUGAGGACAAUAAGGACGAGCGGGUGAUCAUUGUAGAUGAAAAUAAUGAGUUCCAAGAAUUGAAGGCGAGAAAAAUUAUGCGGAUGGAGAAUCUGUGGCACAGAUCUACCUCCAUUUUUGUUUUCACCAAAAUUGGUGAGGAGUAUUUUAUUUAUGUACACAAACGAUCCAAGGUAAAGGACUACUGCCCAUCGUACUACUCCAUCGGUUUCGGGGGAGUCGUUUCGGAAAAUGAAGAUAUGCUUGGCAAUGCUGUGAAGGAGCUGGAGGAAGAGAGCGGGAUAAAGAAGUCCCCCGAACAGCUCUUCGAUUUGGGGGUUGUCAAGUGCGACACGGAGUGCUCCAGGUCCUUCGUGGGUUCCUACGUAAGUCUCACUUUGGGAAAGCCCAUGCCAUUUGAUGGGGUUGUCUUCAUCGACCCCGACUUCCAGACCAUCCCCCAGCUGAAUGAAGUCGAAUUUAUCACCCGCAUUCCGCUGAGCGAAUUUGACGAGUUCUUACAAAAGGAGAAAUUCACAGUUAUAAGCAAAACGGUGUAUAACCACUUUAAAGACAAAAUGACUAAAUCAGCCUUGGACGAGAUAUACAAGAAGAUCAACUGA